This is a messenger RNA of Salvia splendens (bonfire salvia), 3531 nucleotides long. Its product is annotated as ETO1-like protein 1. The record is from RefSeq and is a predicted model, not a curated record. Gene Ontology annotation, biological process: negative regulation of ethylene-activated signaling pathway. The transcript is spliced from 5 exons. Gene Ontology annotation, molecular function: protein binding. Lineage: Eukaryota; Viridiplantae; Streptophyta; Magnoliopsida; Lamiales; Lamiaceae. Bases 648 to 3302 code for a protein of 884 amino acids.
GAAAAAAAGAAGAGAGAGAGAGAAAGAAAAGGGAAAAACAAUAAACUUUUCUUUUACCAAAACGAGAGAAGAGAAAGUGAAGACUGUAGUUUUCUCCCCUUUGGCUUCCACUCCCAGCUCUUGGAUCCAAACGCGUCAGCUCACUUCCCGAUUCUUGGUUUUCUGAAAUGGAGACCAAUAGAGUUACGGUUCCGCUCUUGAUUUUGGUUUAGUUUCGCUCCCUUUUGUGGAUUGGUUAUUUUUCCGAUAUUUUUUGGAGAUUUGUUGGGCAAAAUGUGGUUUUGGUUGCAUUUCUGGUAGAGAUCUUGCGUCAUUUUUAUUCAUCUUUUCAGAUUCCACUUGUCUAUUUAUGCUGCUCAGGGUUUUCUCCUGAACUUCAAUUUAAAGGGUUUGAGUUUUCUUUUGUUAUUUUGAAUUAAUUAGAAUUGCUGGAAAGCCCAACUUUAGGCACUGUUGAAGUUAUUUGAAUUGUGUUGAAAAGCUUGGAUUUUUUGUUGCUUCAGGAGAGAUAGUGACUGAUAUGUGAAGGAAUUGUUUUCUUCUUUUCUACAUAUAUAUAUAUACUCCAAUACUUCUCUUUACUCUUCAAGAGUAAAUAAGUUAUUGCUAUUGUGGAGAUCUGGGACCUUCUUAAUAUCUUUUGUCCUAUGAGGGCUCUUUUUCCUUCAGAGUCAUGUAAAGAACCAUUUCACAGUUCUAUCAAUCCUCAGUCAUGGCUCCAAGUGGAAAGAGGCAAACUCACUAAAUUCGUGCCUCAUUCUCCUUCUUCAAUAGAAUCCCUUAUCAAGGUUCCCGAACCUUCAAUUCUUCCGUUCUAUAAGCCUGUUGAUUAUGUUAAAGUGCUAGCUGAAAUUCAUGAAGAACUCGAGUCAUGUCACCCUACAGAAAGGUCGAGUCUUUACUUGCUGCAGUAUCAGGUCUUUAAAGGCCUUGGGGAAUCAAAAUUGAUGCGUAGAAGCCUUCGCUCAGCUUGGUCGAAGGCAAGUACGGUUCAUGAGAAACUUGUCUUUGGAGCUUGGUUGAAGUACGAGAAGCAAGGUGAGGAUAUAAUAUCCGACUUGCUGUCCUCUUGCGGAAAAUGUGUUAAGGAGUUCGGAUCCAUAGAUAUUGCGUCUGAGUUCCCUGUGGUUGAAACUCGAAGCUCUCUUGGAAUGGUAAACAGCACUAAUCUCCCACGUGUUGUUUCUUUUCAAAUUGGUGAUGAGGGAAUAACAUGUGAGAGGGAUAAGAUUGCUGGACUUUCUGCUCCAUUUCAAGCAAUGCUAAAUGGCUGCUUCACAGAAUCAGUUUGUGAUGACAUAGAUCUUUCGGAAAACAACAUUUCCGCUUCAGGGAUGAGAGCAAUCCGCAUUUUCAGUGAAACGGGAAGUUUAAGUGAAGUGGCUCCGAGUCUUUUGCUGGAAAUUUUGGUAUUUGCAAACAGAUUUUGCUGUGAAGGCCUGAAGGAUGCUUGUGAUCAGAAACUUGCUUCUUUGGUUUUAUGCAGGCAGGAUGCAGUGGAACUCAUUGAAUUCGCUCUCGAGCAGAAUUCUCCUGUACUAGCUGCCUCUUGUUUGCAAGUGUUUCUACACGAGCUUCCUGGCUCACUAAAUGAUGAACAGGUGGUUGAACUGUUUUGCAGUUUGGAUUGGCAGCAAAGGUCAAUAAUGGUUGGGCCUGCCUCAUUUUCUCUGUAUUCCUUGUUGGCUGAAGUUUCCAUGAAUUCUAAUCCCUCGUCAGACACAGCAGUUCUUUUAGUUAAGCAGUUGGUAGACUGUGCCAGAAAUAGACGGCAGAAAAUGAUAGCCCUUCAUCAAUUGGGAUGCGUUAGACUUCUCAGAAAAGAGUACGAUGAAGCAGAAACGUUAUUUGAAGCUGCUUUGAGUGAAGGGCAUGUUUAUUCCACUCUUGGAUUAGCCAGGUUAAGUCAUAUCAGAGGGCAUAGCAAACAGUCAUAUGAAAAGAUCAGUUCUGUCAUAUCCUCUUAUACACCACUCGGAUGGAUGUAUCAAGAGAGAUCGUUAUACUGUGAUGCUGAUAAACGAUGGGAAGAACUUGAGAAAGCUACUGAGCUCGACCCCACCUUGACUUACCCCUACAUGUAUCGAGCUGCCUCCUUGAUGAGAAAGCAGGACGUUGAAGCUGCCCUUGCAGAAAUCAAUAGGGUUCUUGGGUUCAAACUAGCCUUAGAGUGCUUGGAGCUGCGCUUCUGUUUCUAUCUUGCUCUUGAGGAUUACCAAUCAGCUUUGUGCGAUGUGCAGGCGAUUCUUACUCUAUCUCCAGAUUACAGGAUGUUUGGAGGGAGAGUUGCGGCUUCCCAACUCCGUAUUCUUGUGCGUGAACAUGUCAAGAGCUGGACAACUGCAGAUUGCUGGCUACAGCUUUAUGAUACAUGGUCCUUAGUCGAUGAUAUUGGAUCACUCUCUGUUAUCUAUCAGAUGCUCGAGUCUGAUGCAGCCAAGGGUGUUCUAUACUUUAGACAGUCUCUUCUUCUUCUCAGAUUAAACUGUCCUGAAGCAGCGAUGAGGAGUUUGCAGCUAGCUCGUGAGCAUGCAUCAAGUGAACCCGAAAGAUUAGUAUACGAGGGGUGGAUCUUAUAUGAUACCGGUCAUUGUGAAGAAGGGCUACGGAAAGCUGAGGAGUCCGUUAAUCUCCAGAGAUCUUUUGAAGCUUUCUUCCUGAAAGCUUAUGCAUUAGCCGACUCUUGUCAGGAUCCAUCUUGCUCAUCAACUGUUAUUUCACUUCUUGAAGAAGCUCUGAAGUGCCCAUCAGAUAGACUCCGCAAGGGUCAGGCGCUGAACAACCUCGGAAGCGUGUACGUUGAUUGUGGGAAGCUCGAUGCUGCGGCUGACUGCUACAUCAAUGCUCUCAAGAUCCGGCAUACUCGGGCCCACCAAGGCCUUGCCCGCGUCCACUUUCUUAGAAACGACAAGAACGCUGCAUAUGUUGAGAUGACCAAGCUGAUCGAGAAGGCAAGGAACAAUGCGUCUGCUUAUGAGAAACGGUCAGAGUACUGUGAGCGUGACCUCACAAAGGCCGAUCUUGAGAUGGUCACCCGCCUCGAUCCUCUUCGGGUCUACCCUUACCGAUACCGAGCAGCAGUGCUGAUGGACAACCACAAGGAGAAUGAAGCCAUUGCUGAACUGUCGAGGGCGAUUAUGUUCAAGGCGGAUCUUCACCUUCUUCACCUCCGGGCUGCAUUCCAUGAGCACAUUGGUGAUGUUAUGGGAGCGCUGCGCGACUGUCGAGCUGCGCUCUCGGUCGACCCCAAUCAUCAAGAGAUGCUUGAGCUUCAUAGCCGUGUGAACAGCCAAGAACCUUGAGUUUUUGGGGAGAGUCGAACUAAAUUAUUGAAAAAAAGAAAAGAAAAGAUGGAUCAUGGAAGUGAAAAAAGUUAGCUUGUAGCUGUCAGUGUAUACAUCUCUCUCUGUUUAAUGGUGCCUCCUUAAUGCUCCAAACCAACCUUGUAUCAUCUUCAAUUAUCUCUCUAACUUGCUUGAAUUUUGUAUACUUGGAAUUUUUUUUGUUAAUAUAAUUUUAUUAUGAGGAGCA